GCAGUUGUUUAAAUUUUCUCUCUCAGCUGUGACGCAGAUAUUUUCUCUGUGUGAAGCUUGGUUCUGAUGAAUGAGGUGUCAUGUUUCUAAAGCUCCAAAGUCUCUGUGACUGGAUGUGAACUGAGCAGCUGAACAUCUUCCAUGUUGUAGUGAGUGAGUGCAGCUCUCCCAGCAGCUGUUUCUCUGCUAUGGAUCAGUGUGAGGACAGAGAGGAGGGAGUCCCUCCCUCUAAAAGCUCUCUGUGUGGGGAACAUGACAGCCAGACCAAAGCUCAGAGUAUCAGGAUGCAGCAGCAGAGAGCAGACUCUCCUGAACCCAGCUGUGUGUCCAUGAAGAGUGAUCGGUCUAUGGGUCAUCCUAUGACAUUUAAAGAUGGACAACUUGCUGAUGGAAGGAUGCAGCAGCAGAGAGAAGACUCUCCUGAACCCAGCUGUGUGUCCAUGAAGAGUGACGGGUCUAUGGGUCAUCCUAUUAAUUUUAAAGAUGGACAACCUGCUGAUGGAAGAGUUCAGCAGCAGAGCUCAGAGGUUCCCAGUGAUCAGUCUGCACAGCAGCAUCAAACACAGCUGGACUCCAUAUUUAUGCUGCUGGAGGAGAACAUCGUCACUUUUGUGAAGAAUGAGCUGAAGAGAGUCCAGAGGGGUCUGAGUCCAGAUGACCCAGAAUGCUUAGAGAGUCAGAGUGAGGAUGAGGAGGUGUUGGACGGUGAGGAGGAAGAGCAGAGGAGGAGCAACAGAGAGGCAUUUCUGAAGAUCACAGUGCACUUCCUGAGGAGAAUGAAGCAGGAGGAGCUGGCUGAGCGUCUGCAGAGCAGGUUGUUCCCAUUAGUAUACAGGGAGCAGAUGUUAAAUUCUAACCUGCAGAAGAAGUUCCAGUGUCUGUUUGAGGGGAUCGCUAAAGCAGGAAACCCAACCCUUCUGAAUCAGAUCUACACACCGCUCUACAUCACAGAGGGAGGGACUGCAGAGGUCAAUGAUGAACAUGAGAUCAGACAGAUUGAAACAGCAUCCAGGAAACCAGACAGACCAGAAACAACAAUCAGACAAGAAGACAUCUUUAAAGCCUCACCUGGAAGAGAUGAACCAAUCAGAACAGUGAUGACAAAGGGAGUGGCUGGCAUUGGGAAAACAGUCUUAACACAGAAGUUCACUCUGGACUGGGCUGAAGACAAAGCCAACCAGGACAUACACUUCACAUUUCCAUUCACUUUCAGAGAGCUGAAUGUGCUGAAAGAGAAAAAGUACAGCUUGGUGGAACUUGUUCAUCAUUUCUUUACUGAAACCAAAGAAGCAGGAAUCUGCAGGUUUGAAGAGUUCCAGGUUGUGUUCAUCUUUGACGGUCUGGAUGAGUGUCGACUUCCUCUGGACUUCCACAACACUGAGAUCCUGACUGAUGUUACAGAGUCCACCUCAGUGGAUGUGCUGCUGACAAACCUCAUCAGGGGGAAACUGCUUCCCUCUGCUCGCCUCUGGAUAACCACACGACCUGCAGCAGCCAAUCAGAUCCCUCCUGAGUGUGUUGGCAUGGUGACAGAGGUCAGAGGGUUCACUGACCCACAGAAGGAGGAGUACUUCAGGAAGAGAUUCAGAGAUGAGGAGCAGGCCAGCACCAUCAUCUCCCACAUCAAGACAUCACGAAGCCUCCACAUCAUGUGCCACAUCCCAGUCUUCUGCUGGAUCACUGCUACAGUUCUGGAGGAUGUGUUGAAAAGCAGAGAGGGAGGAGAGCUGCCCAAGACCCUGACUGAGAUGUACAUCCACUUCCUGGUGGUUCAGUCCAAACUGAAGAACAUCAAGUAUGAUGGAGGAGCUGAGACAGAUCCACACUGCAAUAAAAAGAGCAGGAAGAUGAUUGAGUCUCUGGGAAAACUGGCUUUUGAGCAGCUGCAGAAAGGCAACCUGAUCUUCUAUGAAUCAGACCUGACAGAGUGUGGCAUCGAUAUCACAGCAGCCUCAGUGUACUCAGGAAUGUUCACACAGGUCUUUAAAGAGGAGAGAGGGCUGUACCAGGACAAGGUGUUCUGCUUCGUCCAUCUGAGCCUUCAGGAGUUUCUGGCUGCUCUUCAUGUCCAUCUGACAUUCAUCAAGUCUGGAGUUAAUCUGCUGGAAGAAGAACAAACAACAUCCAGGUUGUCUAAAGUGAUGAAAAACAAACCAACACGUUUCUACCAGAGUGCUGUGGACGAAGCCUUAAAGAGUCCAAAUGGACACCUGGACUUGUUCCUCCGCUUCCUCCUGGGUCUUUCACUGCAGACCAAUCAGACUCUCCUACGAGGUCUGCUGACACAGACAGGAAGUAGCUCACAGAAAAAUCUGAAAACAGUCGAGUACAUCAAGAAGAAGAUCAGUAAGAAUCUGUCUGCAGAGAGAAGCAUCAAUCUGUUCCACUGUCUGAAUGAACUGAAUGAUCGUUCUCUAGUGGAGGAGAUCCAACAGUACCUGAGAUCAGGAAGUCUCUCCACAGAUAAACUGUCUCCUGCUCAGUGGUCAGCUCUGGUCUUCAUCUUACUGUCAUCAGAAGAAGAUCUGGACGUGUUUGACCUGAAGAAAUACUCUGCUUCAGAGGAGGCUCUUCUGAGGCUGCUGCCAGUGGUCAAAGCCUCCAACAAAGCUCUUCUGUCAGGAUGUCUGAUCACAGAGGAAGGCUGUGCUUCUCUGGCCUCAGCUCUAAGCUCCAACCCCUCCCAUCUGAGAGAGCUGGACCUGAGCUACAAUCAUCCAGGAGACUCAGGAGAGAAGCUUCUGUCUGCUGGACUGAAGGAUCCACACUGGAGACUGGACACUCUCAGGUUGAGUGACUGUAACCUCUCCGAGAGAAGCUGUGCAGCUCUGUCCUCAGUUCUCAGCUCCCAGUCCUCUAGUCUGAGAGAUCUGGACCUGAGUAACAACAACCUACAGGAUUCAGGAGUGAAGCAGCUUUCUGCUGGACUGGAGAGUCCACACUGUGGACUGGAAACUCUCAGGUUGAGUGGCUGUAACCUCUCAGAGAGAAGCUGUGCAGCUCUGUCCUCAGUUCUCAGCUCCCAGUCCUCUAGUCUGAGAGAUCUGAACCUGAGUCACAACGACCUGCAGGAUUCAGGAGUGAAGCAGCUUUCUGAUGGACUGAAGAGUCCACACUGUGGACUGGAAACUCUCGGUCUGUCAGGAUGUCUGAUCACAGAGGAAGGCUGUGCUUCUCUGGCCUCAGCUCUGAGCUCCAACCCCUCCCAUCUGAAAGAGCUGGACCUGAGCUACAAUCAUCCAGGAGACUCAGGAGAGAAGCUUCUGUCUGCUGGACUGAAGGAUCCACACUGGAGACUGGACACUCUCAGGAUGGACCAUGGUGGACUGCAGAGACUGAAACCUGGUCUGAGGAAGUAUGCCUGUGAACUGGAACUGGAUCCAAACACAAUGAACAGAAACCUCAAACUGUCUGAUAACAACAGGAAGGUGACGCAUGUGGAGGAGGAUCAGUCAUAUCCUGAUCAUCCAGACAGAUUUGAUCACUGGCAUCAGCUGCUGUGUAGAAAUGUUCUGACUGGUCGCUGUUACUGGGAGGUCGAGUGGAGAGGAAUAGUUUAUAUAUCAGUGAGUUACAGAAGAAUCAGAAGGAAAGGAAACAGUGAUGACUGUGGGUUUGGAUUGAAUGAUCAGUCCUGGAGUCUGAGAAGCUCUGCUGGUCGUUACUCUGUCUGGCACAAUAAGAGACAAACAUCCAUCUCCUCCUCCUCCUCCUCCUCCUCCUCCUCUGUCUCUAACAGAGUAGCAGUGUAUGUGGACUGUCCUGCUGGCACUCUGUCCUUCUACAGAGUCUCCUCUGACACACUGAUCCACCUCCACACCUUCAACACCACAUUCACUGAACCUCUGUGUGCUGGGUUUACAGUCUGGUCUGGUUCAGUCUCUCUGUGUCUCUGUAGGAGGGAGAGUCUCUCAGACAGAAACUCUGGUAACUGAA
Molecule: messenger RNA, 3936 nt
Organism: Scomber scombrus (Atlantic mackerel)
Lineage: Eukaryota; Metazoa; Chordata; Actinopteri; Scombriformes; Scombridae
Product: NACHT, LRR and PYD domains-containing protein 3-like
Exons: 15
Coding region: 189-3935 (1248 amino acids)
Molecular function (GO): protein binding
Source: RefSeq, a predicted model, not a curated record